Messenger RNA from Tarenaya hassleriana, 2278 nucleotides. Its product is annotated as OTU domain-containing protein DDB_G0284757. The record is from RefSeq and is a predicted model, not a curated record. Gene Ontology annotation, molecular function: cysteine-type deubiquitinase activity. Lineage: Eukaryota; Viridiplantae; Streptophyta; Magnoliopsida; Brassicales; Cleomaceae. The coding region runs from base 971 to 2026 and encodes 351 amino acids. Gene Ontology annotation, biological process: protein deubiquitination. The transcript has 10 exons.
UGCCCUCCCUCUCUCGAAAAAAAAAUUUCUGGGUUCCUCGAAGGAAAAAGCUGAGCACUUUACGUUGAUUCGAAUGAUUCCUCGGUCUUUUUCUUCAUAAUCAUCGGCUAAUCUUUUAAUGUUUAGGCGGAAGAAGUGAAAACCCAUUUGAAUUACGAAUCUUUCCUGCGUAAAUCUUAUCUUUUUUCUUCCAGAAAUCCUAAAAAGUUUCCAUUUUUAGUAAGAACAAGUUCUUGUUUUGAGUUUGGCAGACAGCGCAAGUGAAAGAUGAGUUUCUUGGUUUUGGGCCAUCACUGUUUGUGGUCAUAGUAGUCAUCUUUGCAUAUUGCUGAAAACUUUUCGGUUGCAUUCCUUCUGAAUUGAAUGAUUUAUAUUCCUAGGGUCGCUAGAAUUUCAUGGCGGAUUCUCCUUCUUCUUCUUCUUCUUCUUCUUCUUCUUCUUCUUCUUCUUCUUCUGUGUGUUAUAUCUGAAUCUACUUCGAGAUGUUUUCUGGGUUUAGAUUACCGAUUUUUCAAGUUUCCAAACUAUUGCGGAAUUUAUUUGGCACGAAUUUUGCUUUUGUCGAUUCAAUAUGGGCGAACUGGACGGAAUCGUGGUUACAACGUAUGCAGGGAAUCUUUUUUUUUUUGUUAAAUAUGCAGGGAAUCUUAUAAAUGCAUAGCCUCUGUUUUGAAUCUUCGUUGCUUUGUUGAUGAUAUCAUGUGUUUGGGUGUGAGAAAAUCGUUGGAGAUGGUUUGUUUCCGAGUGAGAAAAUGCGGGAAAAUUUCCUCUUUUUCUCCAGACAAGCCCACUGUUGGAUUCCCGGAAAAAAGGGAAUUUUCUCGAGGAAAAACCAGCCACUGAAUAGGAAAAAACUGGGAAAUUCUCCGACUUGGAAUGUUUGUUUCAUGAUAAAGUUUGAUUCUUGUUACUUUGUGACAGAUCAAGAAUCCAAUGCUGCUUCUGAUAGUGUGUGUGUGUGUGUGAGUGUAUGGUAUACAUUCUGGAAUCAUUUCCUUUUCCAUUUUUGAUUCCUUUUCUGUGCAGUUUGUUCUGUUUGAAGAUGGGCUCACAUGAAGAGAGCUCGAGUAUUGCAGAUUGGUUUUUUGGUUCUCAUCCAUACACAAAUUACCCUCCUUACAACGUCGAGAUCAUUCAAGAUCAUUGCUGUAAUGAUCACACGCAGCGUCAGCAGCAACCUGGAGAGUAUAACCGAAAUCCCGAUGUAGAAAGUGACGUGAUGAUUGCUUGGACUCUUCAAGACAGCUUUUUUCCGCUCGAGACUGCAGAAAACAAGGAACGGUCGCCUGACACUGCUUGUGUUUGGAACGACCAACUGACCGGGAUUUACUCCUUAGAAUGGGUUGGGAAUGGUAGAACUGAUGAUUCGGUUUGUAUCUAUCGAUGUUCAGACCCAAGUGGCGCGGAAGAAUCUCCAUAUUCGCGGGAAUCAACUGAUCGAUGUGAUCUAGAUGGUGAAGUUGGAAGAAGACUGAACCGAAUGAGCUCUAUUCCGCAUGUACCGAAAAUCAACGGGGAAAUACCUUCAGAUGACGAAGCAGUAACAGAUCAUGAAAGACUUUUGAACAGAUUAAAGGCAUAUGGAUUCCGGGAGGUAAGAGUUCAAGGAGAUGGUAAUUGCCAGUUCCGUGCUUUAUCUGAUCAACUCUACAACAACCCGGAACGUCACGAACAAGUUAGACACGAAAUAGUGAAUCAGCUCGAGUCUUGUCGGAAAUCAUAUGAAGGAUACGUUCCCAUGGACUAUUCCGAGUAUCUGAAGAAAAUGUCUCGGAGCGGAGAAUGGGGCGACCAUGUUACACUGCAGGCAGCUGCUGAUACGUAUCGGGUGAGGAUACUCGUCGUUACGUCGUAUAAGGAUACUUGUUACAUUGAGAUUCUCCCCACGUCCCGGGAUUACAAGAGAUCCAUUUUCUUGAGCUUCUGGGCGGAGGUACACUACAACUCGAUCUACAUUGAAAGAGAUACGCCUUCUUCACCUCCUGACCUUCAGAAGAAGAAGAAAUGGUGGCAUUUCGGCAACUAAACCAGUGUUUUUCUUUUUUGGGAGCUUUGCUUCCGAUUCUAAGACAUUACUAAAGAGAGCCUCUGGUGCAGAAGAUAAAGCCACACCAAUAUACAUACGUACGUACAUACAUGUGUGUAUAUAUAUAUAUAUAUAUAUAAGUUUUCAUUCUCGAAUGCUUCUGAGUAAGAUUGAAGAACUGAAAGCAUGUAACUUUCAUAUUCUUCAUUGGCUUCGUAUAAGCAUAUAUAUAUAUAUAUAUAUCUUUGUUCA